GCCCCUGCGGAGCGCCGCGCGGAGCAGCCGCUGAGACCCCCGCUCGCUUGCUGGGCGGCAGCACGGACACUGGGCCGACCAUGGCGGGCAUCGCGGUCAAGCUGGCGAAGGACCGGGAGGCGGCCGAGGGGCUGGGCUCGCACGAGAGGGCCGUCAAGUACCUCAACCAGGACUACGCGGCGCUGCGGGACGAGUGCCUGGAGGCCGGGGCGCUCUUCCAGGACCCGUCCUUCCCGGCCCUCCCGUCUUCCCUGGGCUUCAAGGAGUUGGGACCCUACUCCAGCAAGACCCGGGGCAUAGAGUGGAAGCGGCCCACGGAGAUCUGCGAUGAUCCCCAAUUUAUUACUGGAGGAGCCACUCGCACAGACAUCUGCCAAGGAGCCCUGGGUGACUGCUGGCUGCUGGCAGCCAUUGCCUCCCUCACCUUGAAUGAAGAAAUCCUGGCUCGAGUCGUCCCCUUGGACCAGAGCUUCCAGGAGAACUACGCGGGGAUCUUCCACUUCCAGUUCUGGCAGUACGGCGAAUGGGUGGAGGUGGUGGUGGACGACAGGCUGCCCACCAAGGACGGGGAGCUGCUCUUCGUGCACUCGGCAGAGGGCAGCGAGUUCUGGAGCGCGCUGCUGGAGAAGGCCUACGCCAAGAUCAAUGGGUGUUACGAAGCACUCUCUGGGGGUGCCACCACUGAGGGCUUCGAGGACUUCACUGGAGGCAUCGCCGAGUGGUAUGAGUUAAGGAAGGCCCCUCCCAACCUGUUCAAGAUCAUCCAGAAAGCUCUGCAGAAAGGCUCUCUCCUUGGCUGCUCUAUCGAUAUCACCAGUGCUGCAGACUCGGAGGCCAUCACCUUCCAGAAGCUGGUGAAGGGGCACGCGUACUCAGUCACUGGCGCCGAGGAGGUGGAAAGCAGAGGAAGCCUGCAGAAGCUGAUCCGCAUCCGGAAUCCCUGGGGAGAGGUGGAGUGGACCGGGCAAUGGAACGACAACUGCCCAAACUGGACCACUAUUGACCCAGAGGAGAGGGAAAGGCUGACCAGACGGCAUGAAGAUGGGGAAUUCUGGAUGCCUCCCAAGCCCGGCCAGCCUGAGGAUACCUUCUGGAUGAACCCUCAGUACCUGAUCAAGUUGGAGGAGGAGGACGAAGACCAGGAGGACGGGGAGAACGGCUGCACCUUCCUAGUGGGUCUCAUCCAGAAGCACCGGCGGCGGCAGAGGAAGAUGGGCGAGGACAUGCACACCAUUGGCUUCGGCAUCUAUGAGAUUCCAGAGGAGUUCGCAGGACAGACCAACAUCCACCUCAGCAAGACAUUCUUCCUGACGCACCGUGCGAGGGAGCGGUCGGACACCUUCAUCAACCUGCGGGAGGUGCUCAACCGCUUUAAGCUGCCCCCGGGGGAGUACAUCCUGGUGCCGUCCACCUUCGAGCCCAACAAGGAUGGGGACUUCUGCAUCCGGGUCUUUUCCGAAAAGAAAGCUGACUACCAAGUUGUCGACGAUGAAAUCGAGGCCAACCUUGAAGAGAUUGAUGUCAGCGAGGAUGACAUCGAUGAUGGAUUCAGGAGGCUGUUUGCCCAGUUGGCAGGGGAGGAUGCAGAGAUCUCUGCCUUUGAGUUGCAGACAAUCCUGAGAAGAGUUCUGGCAAAGCGCCAAGAUAUCAAGUCAGACGGCUUCAGCAUAGAGACCUGCAAAAUCAUGGUUGACAUGCUCGACUCGGAUGGAAGUGGCAAGCUGGGUCUGAAGGAGUUCUACGUUCUGUGGACCAAGAUUCAGAAAUACCAAAAAAUUUACCGGGAAAUCGACGUGGACAGGUCCGGAACCAUGAACUCCUAUGAGAUGCGGAAAGCAUUAGAAGAAGCAGGUUUCAAGAUGCCCUGUCAGCUCCACCAAGUCAUCGUUGCUCGGUUCGCAGAUGAGCAGCUCAUCAUCGAUUUUGACAAUUUUGUUAGGUGUUUGGUUCGACUGGAAACACUAUUCAGGAUAUUUAAGCAGCUGGACCCCGAGGAUACUGGUAUGAUCCAGCUUGACCUUAUCUCUUGGCUGUGUUUUUCAGUACUUUGA
This is a messenger RNA of Lipotes vexillifer (Yangtze River dolphin), 2051 nucleotides long. It is a transcript of the gene CAPN2, whose product is annotated as calpain 2. The record is from RefSeq and is a predicted model, not a curated record. Lineage: Eukaryota; Metazoa; Chordata; Mammalia; Artiodactyla; Lipotidae. The coding region runs from base 81 to 2051 and encodes 656 amino acids. Gene Ontology annotation, biological process: proteolysis. Gene Ontology annotation, cellular component: cytoplasm. The transcript has 21 exons. Gene Ontology annotation, molecular function: calcium-dependent cysteine-type endopeptidase activity; calcium ion binding.